UUUCGAUACGCGCAGUAGUCUCCCGUCAAUUAGAGUGUAAAAACGUUACGCUCCGAAACAAAAACGGCUAAGCGGAACGGAGCCGCAAUACACAGACAUCCUUUCGCAGGAUACAACCAAAAUAUUACAUAUACACACAAACAACAACAACAAGAAGCAGAGCUGUAGCUGCAGCACAAAGCCCGAGCCAAUAAAUAACUAAACAAAAUAAACGCGAUACGAAUUUGUUCAUCAUAGAAUUUGGGGGAAAUGUAAAUCCCUAAAAAAGAAGCUGCAAAAUAUUCGGGCAAAUGUGCAAUGUGAGAAAGACAGCUUAAAAAAUAAUUGUGUGUGCGUGUGCGUGUUUGUGUGUUGUACUUGCGCGUGUGCGUGUAUGUGAGUUAAUGUAAAUACCACGAAAAUCGCUGAAAAUAAAGCAGCAAGAAUCAACGAAGACGAAGACAUCGUCGUCGUCGUCGUCGACGCCGUCGUCAACGAGGCGGCCACUCGCCAAAAAGCAAAGGCAAUACAAGAAACAGCAGGUAAAGCAGGCACAGUCGCAGAGGCAACGUCGAGACGCAUGUACGCUCCAUGCUCAACGCUGGCUGCUCAACGUCGAAGUCGUCUAAAAGCGCCAGCGAUCGUGUGAAUCGAACGUAUACUUAAUAAUCAUUUUUGUGUGUGUGUUGUGCAACACAGCGCACCAGCUAGGCACACACAUCACACACACACAUUCCACACACAACGAGCCUACGCCUAGAUCUUGGGGCAACACAAACACAACAUGUCAACUUCAAAGCGACAACGACAACGACGGCUGCAGGCGCAGCAGGCACAGCAGGACCAACAGAAGGACGAACGAGGGCAACAUCAAAGGCAAAGGCGGCAGUCGAGAGUUGGUCACAGCUGGCUGCUGAUUCUGUUGUUCCUGCUGCUGUCAUUGCUGGGGGAUCAUCAGCACUGGGCAGCCAGCGGCAGCAGCAUUGUCGAGCCAGAGGAGGCGGCAUUUCAAGGUCACUGUGGUCACACCAGCCCCUGUGAGCAGCUCUGCUAUGAGAUCCACGAUGGCAUGUACGAGUGCGAUUGUAUCGAAGGCUACGAGCUGAACAAGAAUGGUUACAGCUGUCAAGUCAUAAAUACGACAAGCAGCGGCGCCGAUGGCCAUGGGAAGUCCGAUGAGGAUGUGUUGUAUCAGAAGGGCGCCUCGUUUAGUGCCAAGUUGGCCAACGAUAAAUCCCGUUUUGCAGCCACAGGCUCAGAUUCCAAUCAGGAUUCCGAUAGCGAUUCAGCUGCAGAUUUGGAUAUCGAUAACAAUAGCGAUAGCUACGAUUACAACGAUGAGAAUGCGGAUGGAAUGCAGUUGCAACAGCAGCAGCAGCAACAGCAACAGAAUGUCAAUUCAAACGAUUAUUACAUAUCAGCCGAAAGCAUUAGCUUCAAUUCGGAGAACGAGAAUGAGAAUCAAGAAUUGGAUGCCGGCGACUUUAAGGUGGCAUCCACAGCUGGCACCACGACCAGCAGCAGCACACCACGCAGCAGCAGCACAACAACGGUGACGACAGCAACAAGCACCACAAAGACAGCUGCUCCACGCAAUGUGGUGGACUAUGGUGAUGAGAGGGACGUGGAAGUGGAUGGAGAUGUGGACGAGUAUUAUAGCUACAAGUCGGACAUGUCCAUUUAUGACGAUGUCAAUAAUAAUCAAUUAAACUUAAGGCGCAAUAGCAAUACUAACAGCAACAGCAAUUCGCAUACAUAUCAAAUGACUAGCAACAACAACAACAACAACAAUAAUAAUAAUAACAACAGGAACAAGGUCGCAAUGCAUAUCAAUAAAAAUGCUGCCAAUAGCAAUAUCAUAUCAGAUAAAACAACGACACCAGCACCGACAGUCAGCAGCCCACUUUGCAAUCUGGACUGCGGCGCAGAGGGCAUCUGUGCUCUGGAGGCUACAUCUACCGUUGCACGUUGUCUGUGCCCCUUUGGCAAGACAGGCAAUGGCUGUCUCGAAGAUAUUAGAGCGCAUGUGCCACGCUUUGCAAAGCGCUCCUGGCUGGCAUUUGCGGCGUUGCAUGGCGCCUAUAAGCAUGUGCAGCUACGGUUGGAAUUCCGUCCAGAAUCCUUUGACGGCAUCAUUUUGCUGAGCGGGGAACGUGAUGAUUUAACCGGUGAUUUUAUGGCACUGUUGCUUAAUAAGGGCUUUGUAGAGUUCUGGUUCGAUUGCGGCUCCGGUGUGGGCAGCGUGCGUUCCAGGGAGACGAUUAUGCUGAAUGAAUGGAACUCGGUUAUCAUCUAUCGCCAUCGCUGGGAUGCCUGGAUGGUGCUCAAUCAUGGCACCAAAGUGCAAGGCCGAUCGAAUGGCUUAUUCUCACGCAUCACUUUCCGAGAGCCGGUCUUCCUUGGCGGGAUUGGCAACAUUACCGGACUGGCCAAACGUUUGCCACUAGCUGAAGGCUUUGCUGGGUGCAUACGUCGUUUUGUGGCCAACGAGCAUGAUUACAAGUUCACGGAGCAUCCGCUGGGCGAUGUCAUCAAUGGCUUUGAUAUACAGGACUGCUCGACGGACAAGUGCGUGCGUUAUCCUUGCCAGCAUGGUGGCAAGUGUUUGCCCUCAGAUCAAGGCGCCGUCUGCCUUUGCCCCAUUGGCUUUGUCGGCGAUCUCUGCGAAAUACGCAUGGAUCUGCAGGUACCUGCCUUUAAUGGCUCCUCUUUUCUGCGCUAUGCGCCACUGGGCAAUAGCGCGCUCAUUUGGUUGGAGCUGAAAGUUAUACUGAAACCCGAGCAGUCCGAUGGCCUAAUACUUUACUCUGGGCCAGAGCAUCGUGGAGACUUUAUAGCACUGUAUUUGCAUGAUGGGUUCGUGGAGUUUGCAUUUGAUCUCGGCAGCGGUCCCGCAGUGGUUCGCAGUGAGUACUCGCUUAGCCUGGGACAAUGGCACACCAUCAAGAUCUCACGCACAGCGCGUUUGGCCGUGCUCAAGAUCGAUCAGCAUCAGGAGGUCAUGACCAUUUCGUCGAAUGGCUUCUGGCAUCUGUCGUUGGCACAAAAUCUGUUUGUGGGCGGUGUCAAUCAUGUGGACCACUUGCCGCUGGACCUCAAGUACAAGUCCUUCUUUGUGGGCUGCAUACAACGCAUUGACAUCAACGGCCAUUCGCUGGGCAUUGUGGCGGAGGCAUUGGGUGGCAGCAAUAUUGCCAACUGUCCGCAUGCUUGUGUCGCCCGUCCUUGUGGCCCGCUAGCCGAGUGCGUGCCACAAAUGGAGAGCUACGAGUGCCGUUGCAGCAUCUACAACGAGCGUUGCAACAAGGCAGCUGAAGUGCCGCCCGAGCAGCUGCCAGAGCUAUCGCUGCACAAGUCACACAAUGGCAAACCACUUGAAGGCAAACAAUACAAAGGAGUUGACGCGACAGCAGCUUCACUGCAGCCGUUCUCCAAGAAACUGUGGACGCAGAAGAAGCAUGCCACAAAGCGUAAGAAUUUGCACAAGCACAAAACAACACCUGGCACAACAACAACAACAACUACAACGACGACAACGCCGAAGCCCACAACGACAACAACAACAACUCCCUCUACAACGAGCAGCACAAGACAAUCGGCAGCAUUAGGAGUGGUAGGGGGUGGUGCGCCUAGCAAUGAGGAAAUCGAAGAUGAUAUCAUUUUCCGCUUUGUGCACGAAAAUGCAGGCAUGCAAAAUGCCCCACAACAACAUGCCACAAGCAGCAGCAAGGCAACAGCAGGCGAGGGCAAAGGCGAGGCAAAGCAGCAGCGCAAGAAGCAGCCGACACUCUUUGACAGCCGGGGCAAGCAUGUGGGGAAGCAGCAUGUCAGCAAGCAUGAGCACCACCAGAAGCCGAAUGCCUUUGCACACAAACUGAGUCGUUUGCCCACCCACUACGAAAGUUUCCAGACAAAUCCGGACAGCGAUAUACUCACGUUUGAUGAUAACAACGAUUGGAUAGCCAGUCUGCAACAGCAGGAGUAUGCGGAUGCCAUGGCAACCGGUCAAAUGGGCAAGACACAGCAGAGUGCUAGUUUGACUUCAGCUGCUGACGAUGAUAACACUGACAAUGUGAAUCCCAGUUCGAAUCAAGAACAGGAUACGGAUGUCGAUGCUGAUACAAGUGGCUUUGUGUUUGAUGAAUCCCUGUUUGACGCCACUGAUGGCACCGAAGAUUAUCAGCGGAAACAGCUUGCCCAAGACAUGAAACGCAUCAUGUCGAACACGCACACGCAUUCGCAUUCUCCGCCCAAGCAACAACCACAAGCGCCUGUGGCCACUGAGACUCAGUACAACGAGGAUUACAGCGAUGAUGAGUUGCUAACGCCAGUGCUUAAGUCAGAGGCAGACGCUGCAAUUCCAGCUGCGCCUGCAGUACCCAGUACACCACAAACCCACACUGAUUGGAGUCUAUUAAAGAAGUUCGAUCUGUCUGCGGAGCAUCAGUCUCAAGUGCAGAGUGUACGCAAGAAUUUUGGAGCCUGUUUUGCCGGCACCGACAGCUAUUUUCACUACAACGAUGCGGAAACCAUGAGCCAAGUGAUUAGCUACAAUAUCGAUUUGAAUCUGCGCAUCAAGACGCACUCCGAAAAUGGUGUCAUCCUGUGGACGGGACGACAGGGCACCACAGACGAGCACGAUGAUUACUUGUCGCUGGGCAUUGAACAGGGUUACUUGCACUUCCGUUACGAUCUGGGCGCUGGUGAGCUGGCAAUACGCUUCAACGGCACCAAGAUCAGCGAUGGACUCUGGCAUCGUGUUAGGGCCAUAAGAAACUCUCAGGAAGGUUAUCUGGAGGUGGAUGGACGCAAGACGCUGACGCAGCAUUCGCCUGGCAAGAUGCGUCAACUUAAUACCGAUACUGGGCUUUAUGUUGGUGGAAUGCCCGAUGUAGCAUACUUUACGCAUCAGCGCUAUUUCAGCGGCAUCGUCGGCUGCAUAUCUGAGAUUGUUUUGGCUGGAGAUAAACUCAACUUUGAUCCGAACACGUUGGGCACGGCGCACAACGUGGAAACCGGUCUACUAUGAAACGCUGCACUUACGCCUCAAGACUUUUGAUAUCAACUAGUUUAAAUGUUAUUUAUGUUUUCAUUUAUAAAUGUUUACAAAAUAUGUCCUUUUCGUUUUGUGUUUGUACAAAGACGCUUUUAAAUAUCAAUUGAGAGAGAAAUCGAUGAGGGUCAAAUGGAGGGAAUUUUUUUACGCCAAGUGAGAUGAAAUGAAACCUAAGUAAAAAUCUAGUGCAUAAACGAAACCCAUACUACAUAAUAUAGUGCAUACAUAUUGAUUAUAUACAACAAAAAAAAACAAAAAUAUAUAUAUAUUUGAAAAAAGAAUGGAAAACAACCCCCUCCCAAAAAAAAAAUAAAUAAAUAAGGCAUGCUUCACAUAGCC
Drosophila nasuta is the source of this 5374-nucleotide messenger RNA. RefSeq names its product EGF like, fibronectin type III and laminin G domains protein pikachurin. The record is from RefSeq and is a predicted model, not a curated record. Bases 764 to 5008 code for a protein of 1414 amino acids. Gene Ontology annotation, molecular function: calcium ion binding. NCBI's taxonomy places the organism in Eukaryota, Metazoa, Arthropoda, Insecta, Diptera, Drosophilidae. The transcript has 15 exons.